AUGAAGCUCCUUCUUCAUCUCUCUAUCCUUUUUAUCUCUCUCGCAUCUUCUUACAGCUGCACCUCAAAUGACAAAAAUGCCCUCCUCCAAAUCAAGAAAUCCCUUAACAACCCUCCUCUCCUCUCCUCCUGGAAUCCCCGAACCGACUGUUGUACCAGCUGGACCGGCGUCGAAUGCACUAACCGCCGCGUCACCUCCCUCACAAUCUCCUCCGGCAAACUCUCCGGCCAGAUCCCGAACCAGAUCGGUGACCUCCUUUACCUCCGUACACUCGAUUUCAGUUACCUGACUCAUCUCACCGGAAACAUCCCACGCACCAUCACCAAGCUCAAGAACCUCGAAAUCCUCCGGUUAAAGCAAACCAAUCUCUCCGGUCCGAUUCCUGAUUUCAUCAGCGAGCUUAAGAGCGUUACGUUCUUGGACCUCUCCUUUAACCAGUUUACCGGUCCAAUUCCCGGUUCACUUUCUCAGAUGCCGAAGCUUGAAGCCAUUCAGAUCAACGAUAACAAGCUAUCCGGUUCUGUACCCAACUCUUUCGGUUCUUUUGUAGGCAACGUCCCAAAUCUCUACCUGUUCAACAAUAGGCUCUCAGGGAGAAUACCGGAAUCGUUGUCAAAGUACGACUUCAAUGCAGUGGAUCUGUCGGGAAACGGUUUCAUCGGAGAUGGUUCGAUGUUCUUCGGGCGGAACAAAACAACAAUACGAGUGGAUCUGUCGAGAAACAUAUUUCAGUUCGAUCUCUCCAAGGUGAAGUUCGCUAGGAGCAUAGUGUCGUUGGAUCUGAGCCAAAACCGAAUCUUUGGGAAGUUUCCAAGGGAGCUGCGUAAGCUUCGCCUCGAGCAUUUCAACGUUAGUUACAACAGUCUCUGCGGCAAAAUCCCACGUGGUGGUCUCCUUCAGACAUUUGAACCAACCGCCUUCUCUCACAACCUCUGCCUUUGUGGGACCCCGCUUAAGGCUUGCUAG
Microthlaspi erraticum is the source of this 966-nucleotide messenger RNA. The record is from the annotation of a GenBank genome assembly. Lineage: Eukaryota; Viridiplantae; Streptophyta; Magnoliopsida; Brassicales; Brassicaceae.